ACUGAUAAAUUUUUGUGAUUUUUCAUAAAACAAAAUUCAACAAAAAACAUAAAAAAAAGAACCAUUAUAUAUCUUUUAUUUAAAUACCAAAAGUAAUUUUGAUUCAUUUAAUACAAAACAAAAAUGAAUCACCAUGAAUCGAAAGCAAAAUUCCUCAGUACUUCGAAUGAUCCACCCAGUAGUUCUGGCUACAUUACUUAUCGAAUGCAAGAGGAACAACCAAUUUUUACGAAGCGUAAAAUGCUUCUAAACAUUCCACAAUCUUAUUCCGAUAUAACACAUUUAACUGUUUCGCAUAAUUGGCUUUAUUGUAUUGUAUCACAACAAGUUUUACUCAAGUUCCAAUUGCCAAAGGCAUCGCCACCAAUUGAAAUUCCAUUGGAAAAAUACUCAAAUGGCUAUACAAUUGCUAAGACUUUUCUUGAUCACACCGGCCAACAUUUGCUCAUUUCUCUGGUCUCCAAGAUUCCAGGGAUAUCUGCUGAACUUCUUUAUGUAAAUGGCAAAACUAAUAAAGUCAAAAGAAUUGACAAACUCAAAGAUCACGAAGUCACUGCGGUCGGAUUUAAUAUUUACCAAGGAGACGAGUCCUCAACUGGACCCAUUUUGAUUGGAACUAGUCGAGGAUUGAUUUUUGAAAUUGAUCUUAAUCAAGAUGGUGAUAGAUCGUAUAGGAAGCAGCUGCCCUCAUACAUUCCCCUGUAUGGCCUGAGGGAACUGGAUGGACUGAUUUACGACCUCGGCCUAGGUCGCAUUAAAUAUCCAAUCAAUGGUUUGGAUUUCUUUCGAGUUCCAGACUCCAACAAAUAUAUCGUUCUAGCUGCUACUCCCGACUGUUUGUAUGGCUUCUAUGAAACUGUCCGAAUCGAUGAGAAGUUUACCCUUCAAACUAUUUUCAAUGCCUACGUCAAUGGAAUGCGAGUUCAACUUGCCGAAGAGAUAAAAACCGAUCUAAAAUACUCGGCUCUAGGAUUCCAUGUAGAAUCUCAAUGGCCAACUCGGUAUGCUUGGUUAAAUGGCAAUGGCAUUCGAACUGGGGAGCUUUCAAAGGACCCGGCACAAGAGAAUUUCAUUCUUGGCAAAGAAAAUAUUCCCUUCUCUCAAGAUUUAAAGCCACUUUCGGUAGAAGAACGUAAGCAAUUGGUUCCAAAAACCAUAAUGCUCACUCAAUUCCAUGCGUUGCUUCUCUAUUCCGAUCAUAUAACUGGAAUUUGCCUCCUCAAUCAAGAAUCUGUAUAUGAAGAAUAUUUCUCGGAACAAUUUGGCAAACUACUUGACAUUGUUAUGGAUCCAUUUAAUGGAUCCAUCUAUGUUUACACUCCCAAGCAGAUUUUCCACUACCGUGUAACUCACGAAAAUCGAAAUCUCUGGCAAUUGUAUCUGAAAAAAGGAAUGUAUGAUUUAGCCGAACAGAAUGCUGAGAAUCCUGCCCAAAUGGAUAUUGUGUUGGCACGAAAAGCUGAAGUCUCAUUUGACCAAAAAGAAUACCUUCGCAGUGCGGAGAUAUAUUCAAACACCAAAAUCAAUUUCGAACAGAUUUGUCUGAAAUUCCUAUCGCUGGAAGAUAAGCGUCCUUUGAUGACUUAUGUAAAGAAUCGUUUAGAUAAAUUACGCAAUGAGGAUCUAACUCAAAUAACCAUGUUAGUUGUUUGGUUGGUUGAAUUGUAUCUAACUGAAAUCUCUUGGCCUGGUUUGGAUGAGCAAAAAAGACAAGACUGGCAAUCAGAGUUUGAUAGUUUUUUGCAAUCACCACGAGUUGACAAAUGCAUUCGAAAUAAUAGAUCGGUGAUUUAUGAUUUGAUGGCGUCACACGGCGAUAGUCAUAAUUUGUCAAUGUUGGCUGCCGUUAAUCAUGAUUAUGAAUCAGUUAUUAAUCAGCAUAUAAAUCAGCAGAAAUUUACUCAAGCACUUGGAGUUCUCAAAACCCAACGAAGUCCUGAGAUGUUUUAUAAAUACGCACCAAUUUUAAUGGAGGAAAUUCCCCAGGAAACUGUAGCGGCAUUAAUGACCCAAGGAAAAAAACUCAAUGUGGAAAGAUUGAUACCGACUUUGAUAUGUUUGGAUAGUCAAUUGCAUAUUGAAGAAAUUAUUAAAUAUCUUGAAUAUGCUGUUUAUUCAUUGGGUGAACAAAAGCAGGCUUUACAUAAUUAUUUAUUACGUUUGUAUGCUCAGUAUAAACCGGAAAAGUUGGAUAAGUAUUUGGAAAAUGAAGGAACUGACAUUACAUUGGUGCAUUAUGAAGUGAAGUAUGCUUUGCGAGUUUGUCUUGAACAUGAAGCAAAAACUGCAUGUGUAUUUUUGCAAUGUUUGUUGGAAAUGUGGGAGGCGGCUGUUGAAUUGGCAUUGACAUUUAAUAUUCAACAAGCUAAGUUGACAGCUUCGAAACCUGGAGAUGAGGAGACGAGGAGGAAACUUUGGUUAAGGAUUGCUCAACAUGAUAUACGUGGAACAAACGAUGUUAAGAAAGCCCUUGAACUCCUUAAAGAAUGUGAACUACUGCGAAUUGAAGAUCUCUUGCCAUUCUUUUCGGAUUUCGAAAAAAUCGAUGACUUUAAAGAAGCCAUUUGUACUGCUUUAAAGAACUACAAUGAACAAAUUCAAGCACUCCAAGAUGAUAUGUUAGAAUCCUCCAAAUCAGCCGAACGUGUUCGCAGUGAUCUCCAAGGCCUACGUAAUCGUUCAGUUCGUAUUGGUGCUCAAGAGCCUUGUGCUAUUUGUGAAACAUACCUCCUACUCAAACCGUUUUUUGUAUUUCCAUGUGGACAUAAAUUCCAUGGGGAUUGUUUGGAGAAACAAAUCAUUCCAAUGCUUACAUCGGAACAAAGUCGGCGUUUGUCUUCGUUGAAGCAACAAUUGGAAAAUAUUUUAACAACUUCGAUUGCUAUAGCUGAGCGGACUAAUCAACAACGUUUAUCAAGGGAAAAGAUCAAAACUGAAAUUGAAAAUAUUCUAGCUUCAGACUGUUUGUAUUGCGGAGUUAUGAUCAAUACAAUUGACCAACCAUUUGUUGAAGAUUGGGAACAAGUUAAUGUCGAUUGGGAAUAAAUAAAAACACAAACUCGCUAUCGUUUAAUUUUAUAAUCUAAGCUUAAAAAUAUUAUAUAUUUAUUUAACCAAAAUAUACAAAAAAAACCUUACACUGCUACAAGUGCA
Messenger RNA from Episyrphus balteatus (marmalade hoverfly), 3153 nucleotides. RefSeq names its product vacuolar protein sorting-associated protein 18 homolog (gene dor). Gene Ontology annotation, molecular function: protein-macromolecule adaptor activity. NCBI's taxonomy places the organism in Eukaryota, Metazoa, Arthropoda, Insecta, Diptera, Syrphidae. Gene Ontology annotation, biological process: organelle fusion; intracellular protein transport; endosome organization. The record is from RefSeq and is a predicted model, not a curated record. Gene Ontology annotation, cellular component: endosome; HOPS complex. Bases 124 to 3045 code for a protein of 973 amino acids. The transcript has 6 exons.